GCCUGCCCUGGAGGUGGCACUGGGGGGGACAGGCUGGCACCGGGGGUCCCUGGUCCCCAGCAGCAUGGGGGGGACAAUGCUGCUGGGGGAUUUGGGGGAUACCCGGCUCUGGGGAAAGCCUGUGCCAGGCGGGGGUGCUGCCUGCACCCACCCGGAGACAGAGUCCCCCUGACACUCCCGGGGCAGGGGACAGCACGACGACGGCAUGUGACAAACAGGGGCUUGUCACCCUGUGAUGGCACGGAGGUCUCUGCUGGGACGGGGUGAACUUGGGGCAGCACAGACCGUGGAGUGGGGGUGAGCAGGAUGGCAGGUGGCUUGGUAUCGUGUUCUCGGGGGCUCCCACAUGUCCCCCCAGGAUGGGUGCAGCUACCGGCCCCUUUUUUACUCCUUGUCCAGAUAAAGUUGCGCGUGUGACGACCCCAAGAUUUGGCGGCGGUUGCACUGACCCACAAACUUUGCACCGGCGUUGCUCCAUCUCCCUCCGCGGGGACCCUGCUGAGACAUGCUCACCCCGCCAGCACCCUGGGGUGCCCCGCACCCUGCCAGGCGCCACAUGAUGCUGGUUCCUUCCCCUCCCCUGGGGAGGGCCCUGGUUUCUGCAUUGGCGCUGCCGGGUUUCACUGGAACCAGUUUAAAAGCCAGCGCUGGUGCUGGGCGAGCUGGGGCGGUGAGGAUGGGUGUUCUCCGCUGGCUCACGGCCUCUGCGCUCUGCAUCGCUGUCUGGGGACCGGACUAUGUGCUCUCCCGCCCACCCCCUCAAUUCGGCUCCAUCUACCAUGUCCGAGGUGUCAUUAACCUGCCCUACGCUGAGAUCGAGGAGCCCUUUGAAGCCUGGUACAACCUGACAGGAAACAAGAGCCGGAUCCAGUACUAUGGGGGGCAGGUGAUAACGUACCAGCUGGGAGGGGUGAAGCCCUACGGGAUGCAGUACAAGAUCACACCAGAGACCACCGAGAAGAAGGUGAACACCAGGGCAUGUUUCCAGCUGCCUGGCUCCAAGGAGGACGUGGUCAAGGCUCAGAGCGUCUUCCCCAGCAUGGACGGCUUCAAGUUCCUGCGGGAGGAGUACUACCAGGGCCGGUACUGCGCCGUCUGGCAGAAUGUCACCCGCUGGGCGCAGAAGAAGAACGUCUACACCCUGUGGGUGACCAACUCCAGCUGCGGGGUGGCCCCCGUCCACUACGAGAUGCGGGGUUACAACAGCCUGCUGGGGUCACACUAUGACAAGUACGAGAUUGCAUACACAGAAUUCGACAACAGCUUCCCCCCCUCCAUCUUCGACCUCCCCAUCAAUGAGACGAAGAAGUGUGGGGACCUGCCGGGGAGCACAGCGGAGCACCGGGUGCUGGCGAACCCCAUGGAGGACCUGGUGGGACGGCACCAGCCAUGGGCUCACGAGGCUUUCCACCAGUACCGCAGGCAGCUGGGGCGGCGAUAUGGCUCCGCACGGGAGCUGGAGCACAGGCAGAGCAUCUUCGUGCACAACAUGAGGUUCGUGCACUCUCGGAACCGCGCCGCGCUCUCCUACACGCUGGCGCUGAACCACCUGGCCGACCGCACGCCCCAGGAACUGGCCGCCCUGCGGGGCCGCCGGCGCAGCGGGGACCCCAACAACGGGCAGCCCUUCCCCAGUGAGCUCUACAGCGGCCUCAUCCUGCCCGAGAGCCUGGACUGGCGCAUGUACGGCGCCGUGACCCCCGUGAAGGACCAGGCCGUCUGCGGGUCCUGCUGGAGCUUCGCUACGGCGGGUGCGAUGGAGGGUGCCCUGUUCCUCAAGUCCUCAUUGACUGUGCCUGGGGCUUCGGGAACUACGGCUGUGACGGCGGUGAGGAGUGGCGAGCCUACGAGUGGAUCAAGAAACACGGUGGCAUCGCCACCACCGAGUCCUAUGGCACCUACAAGGGACAGAAUGGCUUGUGCCACUACAACCAGUCUGAGAUGCUGGCCAAGAUCACAGGCUACGUCAACGUCACCUCAGGCAACAUCACAGCGGUCAAAGCUGCCAUCUACAAGCACGGCCCCGUGGCCGUCAGCAUCGACGCCUCCCACAAGACCUUCUCCUUCUACUCCAACGGCAUCUACUAUGAGCCCAAAUGCGCAAACAAGUCAGGAUCGCUGGACCACGCGGUUCUGGCCGUGGGCUACGGAGUCCUGCAGGGAGAGACCUACUGGCUCAUCAAGAACUCCUGGUCCACGUACUGGGGCAAUGACGGCUACAUCCUCAUGGCCAUGAGGGACAACAACUGCGGUGUGGCCACCGAAGCCACUUACCCCAUCCUGGCCUGAAGAAUCUCUUGGCUCUGUGGGGACAGCCCUUGGUGAUGGUCUCAGCGCCCAUCCCUGGACCAGCCCCUUUGGUGGGACACCUUGCGCAGGAGGAUGCUGGGGACGUGUUGGGACAGGGCUGUAGGGACCCAGCUGUGAGUUUGCUAAUAAACCCCUGGAAAAAGA
This is a messenger RNA of Columba livia (rock pigeon), 2454 nucleotides long. Its product is annotated as counting factor associated protein D. Gene Ontology annotation, biological process: positive regulation of peptidase activity; immune response; positive regulation of apoptotic signaling pathway. The record is from RefSeq and is a predicted model, not a curated record. The transcript has 12 exons. Gene Ontology annotation, cellular component: lysosome. Lineage: Eukaryota; Metazoa; Chordata; Aves; Columbiformes; Columbidae. Gene Ontology annotation, molecular function: cysteine-type endopeptidase activator activity involved in apoptotic process; cysteine-type endopeptidase activity. Bases 506 to 2236 code for a protein of 576 amino acids.